CAUAGAGUGAAACAAAGCAGCCACACAAUCUUUCUCAUAUGCUUCCCUGCUUCUAACACUAAAAUAUAAAAACCAGUAGAGAAUCACCAAAUCAAUAAAAGAAGAACACCAUGGUCUGAGCUCAACAUUAAACCAUAAAUGAAGACAAUAUUCACACUCAGCUCCCAAUUCAACUUCCUACCAGUUGUAACAUGCUCCACUCUCCCCAACCCAUCUCCAAAAAAUCCAUACAAGUCAAUACAAUUCACAACACCCAUAGCCCAAGAACCCUUGAAACAUAAGCUAAACCAUGCAUCUGCAAAUGGGCAUCUAAGGUUUGCUGUUGUCGGAGCUGCAUCGCUGGGAAUUGCGUUGCUUGUGAUGGGGAUGGAUGAUAGCAGUAGGGCAUUGGCUUUGGGACCUGAAGGUCCAUUGAUGGAGGAGUUUUGGGAUAAUGUCAGGAGAUAUGCACUCUAUGCACUGACUGUCAGUACAGGGGCUCUUUGGGCUCUUUUAGAGCCUAUUGUGGAGUUGCUCAAGAAUCCAGUUUCUGCUGUGCUUGUUAUUCUUAUUCUUGGAGGUGGCUUUUUCAUUGUUUCUCAGGUUUUAUCUGCCAUGGUUGGUGUCACUGAUUUCAGUUAUGAUUAUGGUUACUAGAUGUAAACUUUUCGUUUUAACUAUUGCGAAUUUUGUA
Mercurialis annua (annual mercury) is the source of this 673-nucleotide messenger RNA. RefSeq lists its product as uncharacterized. The record is from RefSeq and is a predicted model, not a curated record. Bases 139 to 636 code for a protein of 165 amino acids. The transcript has a single exon. NCBI's taxonomy places the organism in Eukaryota, Viridiplantae, Streptophyta, Magnoliopsida, Malpighiales, Euphorbiaceae.